Bacidia gigantensis is the source of this 11085-nucleotide messenger RNA. RefSeq lists its product as uncharacterized. The record is from RefSeq and is a predicted model, not a curated record. Bases 1 to 11085 code for a protein of 3694 amino acids. NCBI's taxonomy places the organism in Eukaryota, Fungi, Ascomycota, Lecanoromycetes, Lecanorales, Ramalinaceae. The transcript has a single exon.
AUGCGCCCGGAUCCACCGCGUCCACCUAACAUAGAGUCCUCGCGGGGUGACGAUGAAGAUCGGGGGCAGGAGGCGAUUCAAACGACACCCCGAUCGCACCAGAGGCGUCCGUCUGAAAUCGUCAUUUCCGAAGCCCAGCAAAGUGUUAGAGGUGCACCAUCUCCAACAUCGAUACCAGUGAGUUUUAGAAGACCACGCCCAGUUUCUGGCCCCCCACGGUCUGCUUCAGAGUCUCCGUUAUCCUCGAUACGGGCUACUACAGAGACACAUCCGAAGCCCAAGUCACGACCUCGCUCGACGGAGUUCAAGACCUCGACAGAAAUGCGUCCGCUGUGGCUUGUUGAAAGACAUCAAUCACACCAGAGGCCUUCGUCUACUGAAACAUAUCCUCCCCUUCCUGAAAGUCAUAGUACCUCAGCUGCAUCGUCGAUACAUGACCCCGAAGAAGCUUACAACGAUACGCACAUUGGUCGCGGCGGCUCGAGCACUGCUGAUGAUGUCGUUGCUACACUCACUUCAGGCCAUGAGCCACCCACAGACGUUCUCGACUCGGAGCAGUCUACGCCUACUGCGACUUCUUUCGAUCCUCAGCAAGUAAUAUUUCCACCAGCUCCUGCUCUAAAAUCUCCAUCGCCGCCUCGAGCCGCUCAUGUAGAUUGGAACUCCACACACCCCAGCUUCCAAGACACUUCAGUGAACACUGGGAGUGGAGUUGCUACUACUGCGGCUCUAGAUAUAGCAAGAGAUUCUUCGAUCAAGGAGCCUUCCGUUAGCGGAGUAGACUCUAUCCAACCUUUCGGAACUAGAAACAUACAGCCAAAGAAUGAUUUUGAGAGGCAGGAAAAAGUCUCAACUCCUUGGUCGGAAGGUGACGGUACUUUUUCGCUGAAGGAGCAAAUUGGUUCUGCGAUGCCUGACAGGAGCGAACUGGCCGACCGAUCCCACACAGAUCUGAACGUCAUCUCUGCGAGUUCUGAAGAUAGCACUAGGUCUAUAGUGUCUACCCCGGAGCCUGGAAAAGACGCCGUGACAAGUGAUUUGCCUCGAGGACAAAGCAUGCAAAGCAUGAUUGAGUUUACUCGUGGUGAAAACAGCGCUCCACCUGUAAUAGAGGAGCCAGCCGCCCAGAGUAAAGCUGAGCAAGUGCCUGGCGAAGCUGCGCAAGGAAAUGUAAUCUUCGUGAACUCUGUUGACACUCACACCGACCAAGAAGACUCGCAAGAUGCUGCCAAUGCGCACAUCUUAGGGAGGCAUGUAGAAUCGGGAAGAAACGGAAAAGUCGACAUAGUGCCUCUCGUCUUCGAUGCCGAGCAAACCUUGUCUGACACCGCCAAAGGUGACGAUGAUUUUCAGAAAACAGGUAAUUGGGCUGCUGUUGAUGCCACGCGGGCCCCGAGGCGAGCUUAUGAUGAUCUCGAGGAUACUUCGAAAGGAAUGUCUGCUCUAGAAACUCAAGAAAAUGCGAUUGCCAGCGGGGUACCCUUCGAUCACAGUAAUGUCACUCAGUCACUUGAAGAAACCCUCGUAGACACUACCUCCACAAAUACGAAGAAAAAGAAGGGCAGGAAAAAUAAAAAGGUCAAGUCUGGUAGCCAGACACAGGAAUUCGCGGCUAUGCCGCCAAUCGAGGCUGAGGGCAGCUCCGUCGAACGAGACGAGCCAGUCUUGGACACAGCUAGCUCUGCGAUUAACACUGUGGAGCGAGGGCACGAAGAAUCCACAGAAGAGGGACCAAUCCAUCUCCCAGAAAACAUACAGGCUUCUCGGAAGAAGAAGUUUGAAGAGCCAACCGCAUUGGAAGUUGAAGCGUACGAUUUGAUUACUCCACACUCUCCAAAGACAGAUCUGCAACGCGAAAAGGGUGAUCUUAAUACCGCCGACCUUGGUCAAUCUUCUCGUCUCCAGACUUCUGCUACCGAUCGUGAGGCACAAAAUGCCGCUGAUCUCAGUGGGCCAGAGGUAGACGAAGGUCUUGUUUUGUCCACAACACCCAGCGAAGUCGUACUUCCGGGCUCCAAUUUCCCAGCUGUUGAAUCAAACAGUACUCAGGAUUUAUCUAGUCCUGUUUCCCAUGGGGUUCUACACUCCGCGAUGGAAGGAAAGGAAUCGAGAGGAGAGUUUGUCGAGACACAUGAAGACCCCGUUCAGAUUCAUGGUAACAACCCGGCAACGCUCACUGAGCCAAGUCACGAGCACGCCAGCCAGUCUUUUACGGAAGAAGCUAUGCAACAGAAAGAGGUCCUUGCGUCACCUGUCGCAGAGAGACCAUUGGAUAGCGCCAGUAAAGAAGAAGAUCCAAAGAUACCCCACGAGAUAAGUCCAGUCCCAGUCUUAAAUAUUGCCACACCUGCAAUCGAGGCCAGAAGCACCCAAGAAAUACCCCAGGUACUUGGGCCUCAGGCUGAGACGGAACCACUAGAGACUACGUUUAUACCCAAGACAAUUGAGCACGGCACUAAUUCAGCAGCUAUUGCACAAGAGAAAGAGGUCUCUGGAAGUCGUCUAGAACAAGAAGACCAUGAAAGGAGUACGACUCAAGCUGAACAAGGAAUCGUUUCGUUUGUGGCAAAUCCCGAGACCAAGGGCUCUUCUUCACCUCUAGUCGAUGUCAUGGAUUCCGCGAACGCCACCAAGCCUAAGGGUAUGACACCAGGAGAUCUCGAACCUGAUCUAAAUACCUUCAGCAGGACGGAGGACAAGGAUAAACAUGAUGAGCCGACUGUGUCUAGCAUCGACUUCGACCAUGAGGAUUUGGUGAUCCAUCGUGAAAGUAACAGAAUUCCGGAUGCCUUCUUUUCAGCUGAACCUAGUGAAGCCUCUGUUGAACGAUUGAUAGCUCCCGAACAACACGAGCAAGACGCAGUAAGUGAGCCAAGUCCACAGGGAUUCGCCGGAAGCAGUGCAGUAACGGAAGAUUCGACCGAACAACCCGCUAACCAGAAAACGCCCUGUACUGAGCUCCCAUCAUCACGCGAGCCAGAUAGGCAGGAUGAAGAUGCUCAUUCUAUCAAACAGGAGCAUCUCAAAAAUACUGACUCAACGUCAGAUGAAGCGCCUAUUCCUGCUGAACCUCUCGCAUCUCCCUUUGGGCCGUCAGGAACAGACGACUUUCAGGCACAGAUUGCCCCCCAAGAGCCAGCCAAACAAGGGUCCCCAAAAAUAGCUGCCGGGUCACAAGAGGUUUUCGAUAUUCCGACGAAGCGGGACAAGAAGAAAAAGAAGAAAGCCAGAAUCCUUGACCUCGGUGAAGCAGAGGGCAGCAGAGACGCCCAGAAUCCGCCUCUUGAAUCUCCAGCUAACGUGGUUGCUGACGACAGCAUUAACGGUACCGAUGCAACGAAAGUUGUUGAAGAAGCCCCAGAGCCCAAGGUUGCAGCUGAUGCCGUUCUCACUACAAAGAGCAAGAAAGAUAGGAAGAAGGAAAAGAAGAGAGCGAGGACCUUUGACUUGGGAGAAACGGACGAAAGUGGAAGCAGGGACGCUUUAAGCGUUGAGCCUUUGGCCGACGCGGCAUCUGACGGCCAGCAUGGAGCAAUAAGUCCACUUGAAUCAGGCGUAGGAGUGAGAGCUCAAACCAGGGUGCUUGGUGACGAAGCUUUCGUUGCAGAGAACGAGAGGGAAGAAGAGAAAGAGGGGAGUUACGAGCUAUUCCAGGAGGAAGAUAGAGACGAUAAAAAGCUAUCUGUUGGGCUUGUCGCCGCCCCAAGUGCUGAUGGCAAAGCCUAUAACGCCGAUUCAGCACCAAACAUUGAGAUUGAAGAUGCAAAGGCUGUCUUCGACGAUUUCUCAGGUAGUAAGAAGAGAAAGGACAAGAAAAGAGAGGAAAAGAAUUCAAAGAAGUCCAAAGCCGUGAUAUUUGAGAACGAUGACGCAGAAAUCCUAGAUAGCGCCGAUACAGCUGCAACACGAGAUCAACCUGAUGAGAUCGAUGGAGCACUCAGAGAUGAGCCUCCUAAUGAGCCGUUUGCCAUGGGAUUGUCACCCCGAGCAGAGGAGGAGAAAAAUACCAUAGACGACUACGAUUCGGCCCCGCUUAGCAAAAAAGACAAGAAAAAAGCAAGGAAAUCUAAGGUUGUCACGUUCGUGGAAGAAGGGACCAAAGCUGAUGCAGACAAGACUCCAGCUCUGGAUCAAUUCGACGAGGAGGCCAGAACUCCUGGAGAUGAUUCUUCAAGUACGCCACCGGUAUUUAUUGCAGAGGAUCAUUCCGGUGAAAAGGAGGAUCCUACUGUUGAGACUGCUCAUGCGUCUAAGAGUAAGAAGGACAAGAAGAAGGGUAAGAAGGCCAAAGCAGACAUACCAGACGAAGAGGAGGUAGUUGCAAAAGCGGAUAAAGCUGUAGUGGCGGAUACAUCUGUUGAAGAUGCAGAAGCGCCAGCAAACUAUGAUUCUGAGAAACCUGCUACAAGCAUUAAUAUCUUCCACCCAGAAGUAGACGAAGACCCUACAGAAGAGCUCUUCCCUACGCUCAAGAGCAAAAAGGACAAAAAGAAGGCUAAGAAGACUCAGGCUUUAUCCACAGGAGAACCUGACCCGAAAGUGAUCAGCGAAUCUGUACAAGAUGAAGCCGCCGGCGGAGGAUCGAGAGUUGUUGCAGUCGACAAGAUUGACGAGGCCAGCGAGACCCCAGGCGCAGAAAGUCUGGUUGUAGUAGAAGACCCAGAGCUCGGUACAGAUGGCUUUCUUGCUCCGAAGAGCAAGGAGAAGAAAAAGGAUAAGAUACAGAUCGGCCGACCUCAAGAGGCGCAAGAGUCAGUUGCGACUGGUCCUUCAAUGAAUAAUGAGGCAGCUCGUAAUGCAGAGGGGGCUUUUGUCACGGAUGACACGAAUGACGUUCGAGCGAAAGAUAUUGUUGACACGACAGAUGAGCCUAAGUCUGUUACGGAAAGCUUCGCUACCCCCAAGAGCAAGAAAGAUAAGAAGAAGGCCAAAGGAGCCCAGAUAACUCCGUUUCCAGAGGAGAGCAAUGCUCUCGAAGCUGCACAAGGGCAAGUGGUUGAAGCAUUGCCCGGUAAAGAAGACUCGACGGGGACUGGUGAAAUAGCUCAAGAAAAUUUGGCGAAUUACCAUCAACCUGACGAGGCUGAGGUAGCAAUAUUCGGCGAAAAGAUGUUGAUGACUCCUGGAACCAAGAAGGGCAAGAAGUCAAAGAAAGGGAAAAAAUUAGAUUUCGACCCUUGGCCUGUUCCCCUUAGUGAAGGUAUUAGCACAGAAGAGCCCUCGACCGCACUUAGAAAUCCAUCGCUUGAAGAUCAAGACGCGUCACGAGGAUCUCAGAAAUCGCAAGGGCCUAAGAAUGCUUUCGACAAGGAUAGUCAGCCAGCUGAAGCCUCGUCCGAAAACGGGGAUGGUAAAAAUUCCAAAGCCUUGAGCCGCAACGCGGACCCGCUCUUGGCGGCUGAUGACGAGGCAAAGCGUGAUCUGAAUACAGAGACUAACGACGACAGCGUCUCAGCCAAUAAAGAAAAGUCUCCAGGCGCAGAGCCCGAAGGAAUCAAAGAAGAUCAUGCUGUGGACAAGCUCGACACCCAAUCUGGGAAGUUGCGUGAUGCAAAGGACCCACCUGCUGUCUCCGUCGAGGAAGAUUUCUCUUCACCGCAAAUUAUGACAGAGGCGCAGUCUGUUCAUGAACCCUCGUCGUCGUCUGUGUCAGAUCAACUAUUAGAUCACAGUAUACUUAUGUCACAAGUCGAAGAAGCUCCUCAGAUCCAAGGUGGCAACACACUCGUGGAUGAUAAUGAGGCGAAAGAACAGCCUGGGUCUCAUUCACAUCCUGAGCAACGCACAUUCAGCACUGAAGAAGCAGCUGCAGUUGAGGAAAGGCCAGAAGCAGAUCGGCCGGCGCGAUACGCUCAAUCGUCCCAAAGCGUCAGUGUAGAAAGCUCCGCCCCACUACCAGCAGAUCGCGGGGAGCAACAACGCCAAGAGCAAAAUGACAAUAUUCAUAUCCCUGUUUUUGAAUCUCGCCAAUCUCUAGCUACUUCAGAGGAUCCAUCAGCGGCGACCGAUGAUCCACAAAUGGAUACGGAAGUUGCAAUCGAAGACAGGAUCCAGGAGAUACCGACAAUGCAAUUGCAAGAUAUUCAAGAGCUCCAACCCACAGAAGUUGAGGGUGCAAGGGGCGAGUUGCUGGAAUCAAAUGCUAUAGGAUUUCCUGGCGACGAGAAUGAUUCUUCUUCGACACCAGUGGUACCUACCGAACUGCAUCAUGACUCCUCAGAUCGUAUGCCUGGAGCUUUCGCGGCCGACGAGGAAUACGCAUCCCGAACCGAGCCACCUACGUACAUCGAAGAAGCCGAAAAACCGGUAGAUAACCACCUAUUUCGACGUGAUGCUCAAAAAUUCUCUCAAAGCGUCGACGAGACCUUGCAGGGUAGCAGCGAUGCUCCAAUUGCAGAAGACCCUCUCUUUCAACGGCCCGAAACCGAGGAUGUCGAGGAUGUAAAUGAAUUUUCGGCGUUUCUCUCUAAGAACAAGAAGAAAAAGAAAGCGAAAUCUGUCAAGAUUACAUCAGAAGAGCCAGAAAUUAUUCAUGGGCCACAACAGUUGCCACCGAGUAUGGAGUCUCUUGACAGUGUCAACCCGGUUGAUGCCGAGGAGCAGGACCAGUCUGACCAGGAAUACACCAGCAAAUCCAAGAAAGCAAAAUCCGUCAAGAUCGCAUCUGAAGAGCCUGAGCUUAUUGGAGAGGCCUUAGAGGAGGUUGCUAUACAUGGGGAUACGCCACCUGGUGUAGAGACCCCAGGAAGUGUCGAUCUACUAGAUGCUGACCAGCAACGCCAAUGGGAGGAAGCAUAUGCUCGCGAGUUCCAGAAACAAAUCAAAAAGGAAGCAGAUGACCAGAAUAUUGGAACAACAUUUGACGUUGCAGGUGCAAAGGCCACACAUUCUACAGAGCAACCUCUGCAAGAUGCAGCCAGCUCGUUCAAGGUAGAUACACUUGCAGAAGGAAAGUCAGUACAGAGAUCACUUUCAUCAUCUCCACCUGCCCUGAAACAAGUCGGAAUUGGCCAUGAAGAUUUUGUGUCCGUAGAGCCUGCUCAGCAAACCAAAACGAGCAAAAAGAGUAAAGGAAUCGCCGAGGCCAAACAGGAGGAGCAGCCCAUCGAGCCGAACGAAAAUAGUGGCUCGCGGGAGCCAGGUCAUCUCGGACUGGAAAGCGAGGCCGAAGGCAAGCCACUGGAUCUGGAAGAGCGCAUUGAUGCCCCCAGUGAAAUCGAGGAUAAGUUUUCAAACGACACCUUCUUGACGGACCAUCCUGUGCCACCAGCCGAAGAAAUCGAAGGCGGCGACUAUUUUGAUAUCAGGCCCCCACAAAGAGCGGAAGAAGAUAUCAGCCGCAAAAGGUCAAGAGAGAUUCGAGCUUCCUUCAUAGAGAACGGAAAAUUGAAGGAGAGCAGUACUCAGGAAGACCGAUUUCCUCUCCGUCAGGAUGUUGAGGCUAUCACUCAGCAAAGUCUGGCGGAAACCCAGGACGAAUGGCCAACUAAGAAAGGCAAGAAGGAUAAGAAGUCAAAAAGGAAGGAAUCACAACGGGACGAUAUCCUUGAGACAGCUGCGGCGUCAGAGCAAAGCCCAGCCUCUAGAACAGAUGACCUUCUUGAGAGACCCUCAGAUGAUGCCGCUCAACAUGCUGCUUCUUUCUCACACAGGCGCAAUGAUGAGGAUAAUAAUGAAGCCUUGGCCGCAUGUGCUACCGUCGGCGGUACGGCUCUCGCCGCUGAAGGUCUCACCCGCAAGCAAUCAAAGAAGGACAAAAAGAAAGACAAAAAGCGUAAGAAGAGUGAUUUCGCAUUUCAAGAUCAGGAGCAACCAAAAGAGGACGAAACCAAGGCUGAGACUGCUAAAACUCAAGAUUCUGCACAGCACGGCGACACCGACGCUCUUCCUUUGGUUGACAUCCCGUCUCAGGACUCUUCACUUGAAACCGCGCGUCUAGUCAAAAAGUCCGUAGCCUUAGAGGAAGAUGGUGGCAGCAAAGACACAAGCAAGACAUUCACCAUCCAAACGCCUGUCCAAUCAGACACAAGCGCCGCUAUUCAACACCGAGUAGAGAGUGAGUACCUUAACGAUCUGCCAAACGCGAGGACAGCGGAUGCUUCAGAACCUACGCAAUCUAUCGAAGAGCCAGAUAUUAUUGACGAGUAUGCGCAUGACGCAGACAACCUUGGUAUUCCAACACAGCGUAAUGUAGCUGAAGAUCAAGCAGGCGAGCAAUUGAGACUGGGUACACAGACAGAACAGGACAUCAUCGGAUCUUAUAAUGAGGAGACCGCAGAACCAAUCGCACCGCUAAUUCACGAACGAGAAGGCGCGUUCUUCGAAGAUCCUGCGCUCAAAGCAGAGCCUGCGAAUGAACCCACCAAUAGGCAAGAGUCAGAGCGACCUGUAACGCCGGAGACAAAAUCAAGACGUAGAAAAUCGCGUCAGGACUCGGUUGUCUACAACAGUGAUGAUUCUGCCGAUUCGGGGUUUGAUAUCCAAAGGCGUCGACGACGAAUGAGUCUUCAAGCAGAAGACGUUCGUCAGCCGUCUCCUGUGGAUUCGACCACGAAAGAUAGAUCCUCGGCUCUAUUCGACUCAUCGCCGUCUGGGCGCGAUGCAAUCUUAGCAGGUCUGCGCGACAAGGACGUAUCAAGAGAAGCUACCAAACCUGACGAACAGGAGGACGACAAAUCCCAAGGCCAAGCUGGGUCCUUCGCUCCAUUCACCGAACCUUCACAAGAUCUUGAAGAAAUAACAAGUGACCGCCCAUCACUGUUUGGUGGACCUUUGCACGUCGAUGAGCCACCGGCCGCCUCUAGAGGUCGAGCACUCACCGAGCUCCGUGGCCGGAGAGCCCCAAGUACUAUCUCAGAGCGCAGUAGCGAAGGGUCACCACGCUCACUUGCUCGACGUAAAGAUAAACGUGAUAUAUCAGACUUAGGCUCCCCUACUCAGGGCCCCAAAGCGAGAAAUCUUUCCAAAGGCCCGUCAGAACAAGGCACAGGAUCAGAGCUCCGUGCUGAGCCUCCUAAGCCCGCAGCACUUCGCACCAAUAAGGAUCUAGAGCCAUCUCGAGACCACCUUCGCUCGCCUGUCAGUGGGGAGUUUGAGCGGGCCUCCAGUCGACAAAGCAACGCCUCAACGGCCCCGAGUCUUAGCGCACACUGGGGCGGACGAUCACCAGGCAUCGGUUCUCCCGACAGCAUUCAUGCCAUCAUCAGAACACCUGAUCAUGUUCGUUCUGCCAGUGGUUCAAGUUUCCGGUCGACAGGGACACCACCGCUGCGGAGAGUGGAUCGCAGUGCCAGCGGAGAUCUACGAGCGGCCAGCAAACGCAGUGAAGGGGGCGCUAAAAUCGGCGCUAACGGUAAAAUUACCGAGGUGGCUGAACCUGCCGAAACCGAAGCUGAAGCCGAACAACUUGAACAACAAUCGGACAUCCCAUAUGCUGCUUCUUCCAAAUAUGAUCCUUUGACUGACAAAGGCAAGGGAAAGGUUGACCUUGAUGAGGAUAUGGCGGACUACGUAAGUACCACUGUCACCCAUCCCGCUGACGCUGCUGACUGCUUCCAACAGGAAGGCUGGGGUGACGUGCGGGGCCAGUCCCCAAUGUCCCCAACGCGCCCGCCGAGCAUGCGCAAGCGUCAGAGUAUGCAGUUUGCGGACAUGGAACAACGUCUUGCCAUGCUAGCGUCUGAGAAUGGGCUUCUGCAAACCGCCAGGUCGAAAGCCGAGAAAAGGCUGGAGGAGCAAGCGAAUGAUCAUAGCCAACAGAGACAGAACUAUGAGGAGGCUUUGAGAGAACACAAAACAUACGUGGUGCAACGCGAUGAUACGCUAAAGGAAAUGAAUCAGAUUCUCCAAGAUUUGCGCCAGCAAGUCGUCGAUCUCACCCAGGUGAACGAGGAACUCGCGCAGUCACGGGAACAGGAGCAAGGAGCUACACGUGAGGAAUGGGAGCAGACAUCAAGAGAAUUAAAGGGUAUGAGAGUGCAACAUGCACGACUUGCGACAGAUCAUGAGGACGCACUUUCAAGGGAGGUUCAGGCCGUACGUGAACGAGACGUAGAGUUGCAACGGUUACGGAACGAGCUUGAGGACGCGAAGGAUCAGAUUCGAAAGCUUCAACAACAAAUCUUAGCCUCGAGAUCAACAGAAGAUAUCGUCGACCGUGACGAAGACUAUUUCGAAGCGAAGUGCCAGGAGCUCUGCAAGCAUCUCACGUCGUGGGUCACGCGCUUUUCGAAGCUUUCCGACAAGCACAGAUGCUUCAUGGCGAGUGAAAUGCGUGAGGAGUCUCAUAGGGAUCUUUUUGAGGACUCGAUACUUGAUGGAUCAGAAGUCGACGAUUACAUCCAAGACCGUGUCAAACGCCGAGACGUGUUCAUGUCCGUGACGAUGACUCUAAUCUUCAAGCACAUCUUCGCCCGCUACCUGUUUGGGAUGGACCAAGAGCAUCGGCAAAAAUUGAAAACACUAGACAAGACUCUUGUUGAAGUCGGGCCAUUACCAGCGGUGCACAAAUGGCGCGCAACAACAUUGAGCCUACUAUCGAAGCGCCCAGCAUUUCAAAGCCAACGCGAGGCGGAGUCAGAAGGUGUGGUUGAAGACAUCUGGUCGACAUUAUCAUCCGCCCUCCCACCACCAUCUACAGCACUAGCCGAGCAAUGCAAGGAUUCUCUCCGGCGAGUGGUUGAAUCGGCUGUCGACCUUCACAUUAACAUGCGUCUGCAACGGGCUGAGUACACCAUGCUCCCACCUCCGGAACCCGACUUUGAUCCAGACACUGGCGAUAUCAAGAACCGCAUUUACUUCGCCUCCGUCUCGAUGAAUGAGCGCAGUGGGAUAGCUACUUCGGACGAGGACCUUGAAGAGCAAGGAGCGUAUCUACGAAUAGUCCUCUUCCCACUCGUUGUCAAGAACACGGAAGAAGAUGAACAGAUUGUUGUCUGCCCUGCCCAGGUUCAUGUCGCGCCCCUCAAGAAGGGCAAGACAGUAAGGGUAUUGAGUGCGCAGAGUGCGAGAAGUGACGACGCUUCUUAUGCUGAUGGUGAGGAUACGCCAAUGGAGACUGGUGUGGAGGAAGGUGGGUUUUUCUAA